CCCCCUUCCUGCUUCCCUGGAGUAAUCCACUGUCAGUGCAAAUCUUCAGGUUUUUUGUGUCUGUGUUUGAGAGGCUUUUAAUGUGAAACUGAAGAUCUCAGGCCUUUAAUUUACAUGAAGAUACAGUUAUUAAUUUUGAAUAGCGUUUAUUAAAAAGUGAUAUGAUUUCUAGGUGGAUCUGUGACCUUGCACCUUAGUCUUUCUCAGGGUGCCUAAAAUCACCAGGCCACAUUAUCUUGUUUUGUUUUUCUACCUGAAUAGGCAUGGAAAUUCAGCAUUACUGCUGUUAUCCUUAUGCAUGUUUCCAGCGAUUGAGGACUUCAUCUUGCAGUUUGAAUUGUCAGAUGGAUUAGUGUUUGAAACAGGAAUUUGCACACUGACCACAGAAUGGAUCCACCAAGCAGCUCUGAAAGAUAUGAACAAGAACUGUCAGCUGUGUUGCAGGGAAGGAGAUGGUGACACAGAUAUGGCCUUCAAGAAAUCUCACCUACUACUUGUGCUACUUCUCACAAGUAGCAAACUACUGCACUGAAUUGAAUUCCUAGCAAAGAGGCGUCUAGAGUCCAUGCAGUGCUGCUGUACGAGAUCCACAGUGGAAACCAUUCAAGAGAAAUUAGAGCUUAAAAGAGAGGGAAGCAGGAAUGAACUUACCCUGUGAGAUCUGCAAACAUGUCUGGAAAACCCGUUUGUGUUGCUGAUUAUGAAGAGUAUGCUAAAAAAGUUCUUCCAAAAUCAGUGUAUGAUUACUACCGAUCAGGAGCAGAUGACCAAGAAACAUUAGCAGAUAAUGUAGCAGCAUUUUCAAGAUGGAAGCUGUACCCCCGGAUGCUCAGGGACGUGUCUGUAAUGGACCUGUCAACCUCUGUCUUAGGGCAGAAAAUCAGCAUGCCGGUCUGUGUUGGAGCAACUGCUAUGCAGCGCAUGGCUCACGUUGAGGGAGAGACAGCUACUGCUAAAGCUUGCCAGGCAAUGGGGACAGGCAUGAUGCUGAGCUCCUGGGCCACCUCCUCCAUUGAAGAGGUUGCUGAGGCAGCUCCCGCUGGCCUUCGCUGGCUGCAGCUUUACAUAUACAAGGACCGAGAGGUUACCAAAUCCCUUGUGAAGCGUGCGGAGAGAGCAGGCUACAAAGGGAUCUUCCUGACAGUGGACACACCAUUCCUUGGCAGGCGUAUUGACGACGUGCGCAACAGGUUCCAGCUUCCUCCACACCUCAGAUUAAAAAACUUUUCAAGUGAUGAUUUGGCCUUCUCCUCUGGGAAAGACUUUGGAGAAAAUAGCGGACUGGCUGCAUAUGUAGCUGCGGCGAUUGAUGCAAGCGUCAAGUGGGAGGAUGUUAAAUGGCUUCGAGGUCUGACUUCACUGCCCAUUGUUGCAAAAGGAAUCCUCAGAGCUGAUGAUGCUAAAGAAGCUGUGAAGAAUGGGGUAAAUGGGAUCCUGGUGUCAAAUCAUGGAGCACGACAGCUGGAUGGGGUCCCUGCAACUAUUGAUGUCUUGCCUGAAAUUGUUGAGGCUGUAGAGGGGAAGGUGGAGGUGUUCCUAGACGGUGGGGUAAGAAAAGGCACGGAUGUUCUCAAAGCAUUAGCUCUUGGAGCCAAAGCAGUAUUCGUCGGAAGGCCUCUCAUCUGGGGCUUGGUUUAUCAAGGGAAAGAAGGAGCAAAGGAAGUUCUCCAGAUGCUGAAGGAAGAGUUUCGCCUGGCAAUGGCACUGAUGGGAUGCCGGAGUGUAGAAGAAAUUGACAGGGCACUGAUACGAAGAGAUCGAGUGUUGGUUUCCAAGAUCUAGGACUGAAGACUGUCACCUAAGCUGUUGCCUCUUGUAUAGAAAGUGUGUCACUGGACAAAAAGCAACUGUUCACUCUUCACUCUUUGGGCUUCAUCCUGCAAUCCUUACUGAGAAGGGCUGGCCUGUCACUCUAUAUGAGAUUAUUUGUUCAAGCAGUACUUGAAGCACAUUUUUACAUGUGUUCCCAUAUACUCCUAGGCUCUUCUGGAAAGCUGCCCUGUACUGGCAGUUAUGAUUAGAGAGAUGGGCCCUUAUACUAGACCAGUACAGAAACUCAAAGGUGUUUUCUAACUAAUCAUGUGUGUAUGAAUGUUAAUAUUAACUUGCAUGCCUUGAAGUAACUUUGCUGUUAAAAUGAAACUAUGAACAGAAAUGUUUUGCUGGCAAACAACUAUCAAAACGCAGAGCUUUAAAAUGCAAGGGAUACUUCUUGUUCACUGUUUAGAGAAACUACACUUUAGAUCAUAGAGAUUAAAUAUUGCUUUCCUGUGACCCUAGUAUCAUUUCCCUACUGACUGUAUACUCUUCCUUUAUACAGUGUAGUCUUGUAGCUGAGUAAGGAGCUCAGAGGACUUUUAGUUAUAAAGAACUGAACAACAAAGCAAAAUUGGGGAAGUUCUGUUGUUUAAGUGACACAGCCCCUUGUAAUCAAACGACCAUUACAUACGUGUACCAGAUACAGGUCAGAUCCUUGGCUGGUGCAAAUCCUUGUAGCCUGAUUACCUUCAGCAAACCAGGCUGACUGCACUCAGCUGCAGUCCUGAGUCCCAUUUUUCACUCAUUUUUUUGAACUCAUUUGUUGACAGUGUUUCAGAUUAUUUCUUGGAUAAGUCUGUGGUGUAACAAUGGGCACUUACUGCAUCUCUAUCCUUGUCCUGAAUUUAUAGGCAGAGGUUGGCUAUAGAUCCCCACACUUCAAAGGAGGGAAGUGUGUUUCUUGCUACCUGCUUUCUAUGGAUAGAGAAAUUCAGGUCCAAAAGGUCACAAGUGAUGCGUUACGAAUGUAAGUAUAAGGGAGUCUGUGCCAUUCCCGCCCUCUGCCUCCCUUUUUCUGAUGUACAAAGAAAGCUUAAAAUGCCUAGUUUCUCCUUGAGAUUUGUUUUUAUUUUUGGAAUACUAGAAAUGAUAAAAGAUGCAUGUUGGCAAUACCUCUGACUGAUUAGAAGCUGGUUCUGCUAUAACGCCCACACUGACUCUGUGAAGUGCCUCAAACACUGUUAUGGGUCUAUAAGUAAAUCCCCAGAGGCACCAGGCCCUUUUUGGGCCUUUGCUAGUGUGCAUCCCGAAUCUCACAGGCCAGAGCUUCUUCUGAGAGCAAAGCCAGCAGUAUCUGGCUAACUGGUGGCUUGAAUCUCUGAAAUGAGGGAGUCUUUCUAUGGACCAUGGGACUUAACAGAGCCUCAUAUGAUUAACCCAUUCUCACACAGAAAGCACCAUAUUCAUGAGGAGACACUAUGAAGCAAGCGGUAGUGCAGUUUUGCAGUACUUCAGUUGCCUCGUAGUAACUGCCUGCAUGUUUUCUUAGUGAUAUUUUAUUUCAGGGGUAACAGCACUUUUAUUUUGGGCCAGACAUGGCAGAGCAGCUGAUGAACUGUAAGUUUAUGCCUAUCACCCUUUUGUUUUUUGUAGCCACAGGCUCAAGGAGAUUGUCCGGUCUUUCAGAACCGCAGCCAGCUCUCCGUAUCUGUGGUGAUGAGAGGCUAAAUAAACUUCAGGAGGGGAAAAACCUAGAUAACAGAAGGACCAUCAGGUGCUGUGGGGUGUGAAGUGCAGAGACACCGUAAUGGCUCGAGCAUCAGCGCAGCCCCAGCAAGGCCCACAGGCAUCAUAUCCUUAGCCAGGGCCAGCAAGUCCUGUUGGACACGUGGAGCUACUUACAGAGCAAAGAGAGUGCUCUUGACUCCAGAAAUACAGUGCAACGGUGCUCGAGCAGUUUCUGUAUACAACUCACCUGAGCCUGGCAGGGAUAUUUAGACAGAGUGCAGAAGCAUGUGAGUGCAACUUCAGUUUUUCCAGACCAGGACUGGUGGCAGAAGCAGUAACUGUGUAUGAGCAGUGUUGUGCCUAAGGCCUGCCAGACCCUGUGACUUUGCAGGGACUUGCCAAGCAGCUAUGGCACAGUACAUGUGCAUCUGGAUUACCUGCUCCAGGGGCAACUGAAGGCUGACUCUGCGGGAGAGUUUGUAGGAUCUGCAGCCAUGGACAAAAGAGAAACUUGAAUAAUUGAGGUAUUAACCCAUGACUUGGGAAGGCAGUACUAAAAACAUCCUAGUAGCUCCAUGCAGUUUUCCAGAACACCCUUUAGACAGACAAAGCCUAGUAUUAAUCACACUGUUUAUGAUGAGGAUACGGAGAUAUACAGGAUUUGCUCCUCUCCUCUGAACAAUCCAAACGCCCAUUGAAGCCAGGAGAACUUUUGCAACUCUAAAGAAUAUGGGAAUAGCUUUAUACUGCUAAGUGACCUGUCCCAGAGUGAGCAGGCAGAGGAGGUAAGACUUUACUAAUUUAAUCCUGGGUAAAACUAAGGGGGGCUCUUCAUCAUCUCACUUCCACUGCGGUUAUAGUAAUGUCACUGGGAGCAGGGAGAAGUCACUGCAGAAAUCUUUUGAAAGUUUUGUUCUGGAAAUUCAGUGUUCAUUUUUAAGGAAGACUAAAAAAAAAAAAAAUCUUACUGUUUCACUGUUGUUGGCAUCAUAGGGAGUUUUACUGUUGAUAGAAACUGGGACAGGUUCAAGCCCUCUACCAUUUGUUUCCCAUCAAUGUCAAAAGGACUCAUGCAUCCUGAUUCUCCCUUUCUGCGCUGUUUGAGAUAUCCCUUACUGAGCUUUAGAGGCAGCUUUGUAAUAAAAUGAUGGAAUAUUACAAUGUGAACUAAAGCUGGGGCUGGAACUCAAAACGGGGAGAAAACCCAAAAGGCCAAAUGCUUGCCCUUCGGUUGUAAAAUUUGUACUCUUAUUUACUGCAGAAUGUAGUGUGUUGUGUGAGGGUUGCAUAGCAACAAAAUAAAGUUUAUCUGUGUAAGGAAA
Dromaius novaehollandiae (emu) is the source of this 4808-nucleotide messenger RNA. RefSeq names its product hydroxyacid oxidase 1 (gene HAO1). Lineage: Eukaryota; Metazoa; Chordata; Aves; Casuariiformes; Dromaiidae. Bases 670 to 1782 code for a protein of 370 amino acids. Gene Ontology annotation, biological process: fatty acid alpha-oxidation. Gene Ontology annotation, molecular function: oxidoreductase activity; FMN binding. Gene Ontology annotation, cellular component: peroxisome. The transcript is spliced from 10 exons. The record is from RefSeq and is a predicted model, not a curated record.